Jatropha curcas is the source of this 1212-nucleotide messenger RNA. Its product is annotated as zinc-finger homeodomain protein 2. Gene Ontology annotation, molecular function: transcription cis-regulatory region binding; DNA-binding transcription factor activity. Gene Ontology annotation, biological process: regulation of DNA-templated transcription; regulation of developmental process. Gene Ontology annotation, cellular component: nucleus. The record is from RefSeq and is a predicted model, not a curated record. NCBI's taxonomy places the organism in Eukaryota, Viridiplantae, Streptophyta, Magnoliopsida, Malpighiales, Euphorbiaceae.
AAAGUAUAUCAAGAGAGGACUUAGGAGCAAAACAUUUCCCUUUUGCAGAGAGUGAAAAGAAUUCAUGUCCACAUCCUCUCAAUCUUCUCUUAUCUCCUUAAUCCUCUCUCAACAAGAAUUAGUGACUAAAGACUAAAUUUUUUUUUUUUUGAAUAAUUUUUUAUAGGGAGAGAGAAGGAUGGAAUUUGAGGAUCAAGAAGAGCAUGAUGAGGAAGAAGAGAUGGAUUUGCCGGCGAGUUACGACUCGUUGGGAAAUUCAACCCGAGUCAAAAUGACGAGUUCAGGAGCUGAAACGGGUCACUCAACGAAACCCAGAUAUAGAGAGUGUUUGAAGAACCACGCGGUGGGGAUCGGUGGACAUGCGGUAGAUGGGUGUGGAGAGUUCAUGCCGGCCGGAGCUGAAGGAACACUAGAUGCGCUCAAAUGUGCAGCGUGUAACUGUCACAGAAACUUCCACCGGAAAGAAACUAAUGAAACAACAAACCCCGGUGGGGGUGGAGGUGGAGGAGGAGAACUGUUUUUUCACGGUCAUCCUCACCCUCAUCACCUUCAAGUCCCGCAAUUCACUCCAUAUUAUAGAACUCCGGCAGGUUACCUCCACGUAGCUCCGCCACAACAACGGCCACUAGCAUUGCCAUCGACAUCAGGAGGGCAAAGUAGGGAAGAUCAAGAAGAUGUGUCAAAUCCAAGUGGUGGUGGAUUUGGUAGCGGUGGUGGUUCUUCAAGAAAGAGGUUUAGAACAAAGUUUACGCAAGACCAGAAGGAAAGAAUGUUAUCACUAGCGGAAAGAUUGGGUUGGAGAAUUCAGAAACAUGAUGAAGCAGUGGUGCAGCAGUUCUGUAAUGAAACUGGAGUCAAAAGGCAUGUGCUUAAGGUUUGGAUGCAUAACAACAAGCACACUUUGGGUAAGAAACCCUAAAAAUGAAGACUUGGUGAGAAAUUUUUUUUCUCAUUUUCUUCUGGUAUCUAUCUUUAGGAUAUUUUUAGGUAGUUUCCUUUUUUUUCUCUCUCUCUCUUUUAAAUUUUAGGUUUUCUCUUCUUUUCUGUUAGUAUUUUCUUGGUGAUGGUGGUGGUGAGGGUGAUGAUGGUGGUGGUGGGUUUUUUAUGUUAUGUCAGUCAGGUGGGUUUUUAGAGUAGUACCCCAGAGAAGAUUAAUGUUGAUGAUGAUGAUGAUUAUGAUGAUGGCUAUUUUUCUUUUUUUUUUUUUUUAAU